Molecule: messenger RNA, 1369 nt
Organism: Dermacentor silvarum
Lineage: Eukaryota; Metazoa; Arthropoda; Arachnida; Ixodida; Ixodidae
Exons: 3
Coding region: 18-800 (260 amino acids)
Molecular function (GO): protein binding
Source: RefSeq, a predicted model, not a curated record
UGUCAGAUCACUUACACAUGGCGACCACCUUAACCCAGCAAGCGUUCGUUGCAGGCAUGGAAAGUAAAGACAGCGUGGCCGUCGAGAAGGUGGAUCUGAUACUUUGCCGAAAGAAGAAGUUCUUCAAGUUCCCGGACUUUGGUUUCUCGGUGCGGUGUGUCAAGGGAGAGGAAGCUAGUUUCACCUACGUGGACGCGGUGACCAAGGGAUCGACUGCCGACAUGUUCAAGGUGCUGCCGCUGGACUUCAUCCUGCAGGUUAAUGGCGUUGCGGUGAAGAACGCGCCGCUGCCGCAGGUCAAGAAGAUCAUUGGUGAUGCCGGCGAAAAGAUGACGCUGUCAGUGAUGUCUUCGAGUCCGUACCGGCUGCUUACCAGCCGUCGAGACAUACUGGGCAUCAUGCGCAGUGCAGCUAGAGAAUCGGCCGUCGUUAAGACCACCGCGCUCGGCUGCGUCGGCAGUACGGCCUAUGGCAUCGGCAUCCUCGACGUUGACGUUGCAGACGACAAACUGAAGCAGACGGCUAAGUGCUUCGUGUUACUGUACGCCGACGUGGUCAGUUCCAACAACAAGAUGGUCUUUCCGGGUGAUGUGCUGUUUGAAAUCGACGGCACGUCAGUGGUCGGCAUGUCGCGGCCGCAGGUUGAGCAGCUCCUGAGCGCCGGCAAGCCUGAAGUCAUGCUCUCGGUGGUUCCGCUGUCGCCUGCGCGCAAGACGCCGUUCCUGACCUCCAAGUUGGUCGAGACAGGCAUGACCGACUCCAAAGUUCCGUCAAAGUCGACGGCUGCUCAUAUAAGCUGAUUGCUCCACUGUGUAGCCUGCCCUGCGACAACUGCGUUCUCGUGUCUGAAGGACGCCUGCACUAUUAUGCUGGGCGGAAAGCGUAUAUGCAGAAUACUUGUUUUACAUCUUUGGAACUGAUAGCACAGAAGCUUCCGUUCACAACGCAUUUAUUCUUUUGGCAAUAUCUCGCCAUAGUACCUUUUUGUGUUAUAUUAGUGUAUGUUUAGAAUGUCUUCGGUAAUUAACGUUUCACUUGAGCAAAUUCAAUGUCCAUUCAAUGAAAUAUAUUUAGAUAGUUGGCGACAUUCCGAAUUUAGAACGUGCUUAGAUAUUGUGCUGCAGUCCUGCAUGCCAAAAUUUUUUUCUUCUUGCUUAGCGUUAUUUAAAAAAAAGUUUAGUAUCUGUGCGAACUCGGAGCUGGCGGUCGCGCAAGAGCGUUAUUCUGCGGGAUCAAGUGCUUGAUAUACGUGGCCAAAGCAACUAGGCUCUUCAAUGAGCAUUGCGAAAGUGCGAAACUGACCGGAUUUCGAAGCCUGGCAAUGAUCUUCGUCUUUCCUUUUUUCGUUCGUUGUGUGUGUCGUCGAGUG